Molecule: messenger RNA, 7451 nt
Organism: Oncorhynchus kisutch (coho salmon)
Lineage: Eukaryota; Metazoa; Chordata; Actinopteri; Salmoniformes; Salmonidae
Gene: map3k9
Product: mitogen-activated protein kinase kinase kinase 9
Exons: 12
Coding region: 383-3805 (1140 amino acids)
Biological process (GO): protein phosphorylation
Molecular function (GO): ATP binding; JUN kinase kinase kinase activity; protein binding
Source: RefSeq, a predicted model, not a curated record
UAAAGAAGAGAGAGAGGGUGGUUGAUAGCGCAUGCACACAGCAAGGGGAAUUAUUAACGACGGAAAGUGGAAGUGGGAAAGGAGGAACAAAAUUGGUUAUUUCCUAAAUGGGAAUUGUGAUUCUUGAUUUAGUCCUGCAGGUAGCUAGGUACUACAGAGAUUAACGAAUGCUGCAAAAACCAAAGUGAGGCUGUUUUCAGCAGCAGCGACGCUUCGCCGGGAUUAGCCCACUAGGCUGCUUAGUUCUCACGGUGGCCAGGGUGGCUUUGUACCCAAGGUGCUGCGACCAUCCUCGUGUCCCGGUGCGUGCAGGUGUUGGCUACGAGCUCCGCGGACUGCAUCCCUGUAAUCCAGGACCAGGUUGCCCCUAUGGAUCGCUUCAAUGGAUGCCUCCAAACCCGCUUUUGACAACAACCUGAGUCCCAGCAGAAGGUACGUGUCUUCUCCUCCAGAUGGGUUGGAAACUGAAGCGUUUUGCUGGCCGGAGAAUGACACUGUCGCCGGGACAGUCGGCGUUGAUGCUCCGGCUAGCGGCCCAGGAGGACCGGACCUCUCAGGCUACUGGACCGCUGUGUUCGACUAUGAUGCUGGGGCGGAAGACGAGCUCAGCCUGCGAAAGGGUGACCUGGUGGAGGUGCUGUCGAAGGACUCGUUAGUGUCCGGGGACGAGGGCUGGUGGACGGGGCUGAUCGAGGAUCGGGUUGGCAUUUUCCCCAGUAAUUAUGUCAGUAUUGGGAAUGGAAUCUCUGAGAAAAUACGGGACAGAGACACGUCAGUGAAGGAGUACUCUGAUUACGCCGUGCCUUCACUACACCUUCUGGAGGUUGACUUCUCGGAGCUGACCCUGGAGGAGAUCAUCGGGGUGGGUGGUUUUGGGAAGGUGUACCGUGCCAUGUGGCGAGGGGCGGAGGUGGCGGUGAAGGCUGCGAGGCGGGACCCCGAUGAGGAGGAGGGACAGAUCCUAGAGAGCGUUCGUCAGGAGGCCAAGCUGUUUGCAAUGCUGCACCACCCCAAUAUCAUGGCUCUACUGGGGGUGUGUCUCCAGGAGCCGACACUGUGCCUGGUGAUGGAGUUUGCCCGGGGAGGACCGCUGAACCGAGCCCUGUCAGGGAAACGUAUCCCACCAUGCACCCUGGUAGACUGGGCCGUGCAGAUCGCCCGUGCCAUGCACUACCUCCACUGUGAGGCCAUCGUCCCCGUCAUACACAGAGACCUCAAGUCUAGCAACAUCCUGAUCCUGGAGAAGGUCGAGAUGGAGGAUCUGACCAACAAGACCCUGAAGAUCACUGACUUCGGCCUGGCGAGGGAGUGGCACCGUACCACCAAGAUGUCAGCCGCCGGCACCUACGCCUGGAUGGCGCCCGAGGUCAUCCGCUCCUCCACCUUCUCUAAAGGCAGCGACGUCUGGAGCUACGGUGUUCUUCUGUGGGAGCUGCUGACGGGAGAAGUCCCAUUCAGGGGCAUUGAUUGUCUCGCGGUGGCAUAUGGAGUAGCCAUGAAUAAGCUGGCGUUGCCCAUCCCUUCUACCUGUCCAGAGCCCUUCGCCCGUCUUAUGGGAGACUGCUGGAGUCCAGACCCCCACCUACGACCUCUCUUCACCAGUAUCCUGGACCAGCUGACAACUAUAGAGGAAUCGGGUUUCUUCGAGAUGCCAGUCGAGUCCUUCCACUCCCUGCAGGACGACUGGAAGAUGGAGAUUCAGGAGAUGUUCGACCAGCUCAGGGUCAAGGAGAAGGAGCUGAGGUCGUGGGAGGAGGAGCUGAGUCGUGCUGCGCUGCAGCAGAAGAGCCAAGAGGAGGAGCUUAGGAGGAGGGAGCAGGAGCUGGCGGAGAGGGAGAUCCACAUCCUGGAAAGAGAGCUGAACGUUAUCAUCCACCAGCUGUAUCAGGAGAAACCCCGUGUGGAGAGCAGGCAGGGCAAGUUCAGACGCUCACGGCUCAAACUGAAGGACGGGAACAGGAUCAGUCUGCCUUCAGAUUUUCAACACAAGAUCACCGUGCAGGCCUCUCCCUCUCAUGAUCGAUGCAGGAGUUUACUGGGUAGUCUCUCCAGCCCUCCCACCAGUCCCCAGGCCCCGUUACUACCACGCCUCAGAGCCAUACAACUGACUCCUGGAGGUGAGGGGUGUAAAGGUUGGGGCCGGUUGGAUGAGGAGGAAGAGAAGAGAGGCUCCAGGAAGAAAGGCCGUAUCAGGGGCUCACACAGAGAACACAGUGAUGAUGAGAGCAUCAAGGUCCCUCAGGAGGGGAACAGACAGAGGUCCUGCAGCGCCCCAAAUCUCCGCAGGUCACCGAGACACAGCCCUGCCAUACCAGGGGUACCCAGCCUCACUGAGAUGGAGAAUGAAGACUGCUGUUACACCACUGACCCAGGGGCCAACGCAUCCCCCAGCCAAUCCUACCUCUGCAUCCCCUUCCACAAGGAGGGGCCUGUUGCCGAUGGUAACGCAGGAGGAGGCGGGGAGUACUACCCUAGUUACCGUAGCACCCAGGCCCCGGACACGCCCCCCAGUAGGAAGAGUCCUGCCGGGCGGGGGAGGUCAGAGCUGGUGCUACUGGGGUGUGGGGCCUUGCUGGCUGCAGUAGGACUGGGCUUCAAUAUGACGACUCUGGCCCAGCCUGGGACUGGUUCUGGGUCUGGGACUGAGGGGGCUGGGGAAAGCAGCAAGGCACCUCGCUGGGAGGGAUUCUUCCACCGUACAGGGACAGGGGGCCAGAGACGGAGCACCAGUCCCCCCACACGCAAGCUCUUCAGGCGGGGAGGGGACAAGGAGAGCCCCCUGAAGCACUCGGUUGCCCUGGUGACGGAGCGGGUUGGAGGCGGACUGUUUCCGUCCUCUCUCACACUGCUGUCACUGUCGUCUGUGUCGGACUGUAAUUCUACGCGGUCUCUGUUACGAUCUGAUAGUGAGGAACUGUUGGUCUACCGCACUGCCUCUCCCCAGGCCCCUGUUCAGCCUGCUGUCCAGCCCCACACCUCUGUUCACCCCCAGCCCCAGCAUGCCUCACUCAACCCCUUGGUCAACACACACCUGGAGAGCUUCAAGCGUCACCCUCGGCAGUCCCUGACCCCGACCCAUCUUCCCUCCGCUCCUUCCUCCUCACGUUGUCUACACCGUACUCCCUCCGACGGAGCGAUCGAGACACGCUGCCCUCCAAACUAUAUCCACCCUUUUCCUUUACCUGUCAGAGCAGCUCUGGAGCCUUCAGAUGGAGGUCUCAGGGGUCUUAGUGACAACGUAUCCCAGGUUCCCCGGUUGCCAGAUCCAAAUCUGGUGUUUCCCCCUACACCGCGCCGCCGCUGCCCUCCUGAACGACCCAAAACCCUGGACUUCCUGGUUAGACCACGUCCCUCGCCACGGGUACGCUGCGACGUCUUCCUGGGCCAGUCACCUGGACGGGGCAGAGGAGGGGGGCAGGGCAAUGGAGAGUCCCCAGCCCACACCACCAGCACAGACACCCCUCCCACGGUGGAGUUUGGCAGGGACAUGACCGUGCUUCCUACCCCCUUGGAGCCCCCGACACCAUCCCCAAGGAGGGGACACAGUCUGGAGGCCCCGACGCCCUCACCAAGGAGGGGACACCCACUGCUAACCCAUCACAUGGAGCCCAGAGACAUGGAGGUACUAGCCACCCCCAUGGAGCCCCCUUACGCCUGCUCAACCUCCCCGCGGCGGAGGGGGGACAGUCUGCUGGACCAACAGGACGAGGAACAGUGUCUGGACCCAACCCUCCCACUCUGCAAACCCGAGUCCCAGUUUCCCAAAUGUUCCCCGUACCGCUACCGGCCUGGGUUCUUUUCCUAACCUGGUCCAGUCUAGGUUCUGGUCCUCCUCUGGUCCAACCUGGGUUCUGAUCCUAACUCGGUCCAUCUAGCGCUACCAGCUUGGGUUUUGGUCCUAACCUGGUCCCUCUAGCGCUAUUGGCCUGGGUUCUGGUCCUAACCUGGUCCAGUCUGUGUUCUGGCCCUAACCUGGUCCAGCCUGGGUUCUGGUCCUAACCCAGUCUCCGUACUGCUACCAGCCUAACUUUGGAUCCUCUCUUAAAAACACCAACAGAAUCCUUUCCGGGAGUCCUAGAAAUACACCCAGCCCACACUGUUGCAGAGGAGGGGAGGAGGACUGGGCCAGCCAGCCCACACUGUUGCAGAGGAGGACUGGGCCAGCCAGCCCACACUGUUGCAGAGGAGGGGGGAGGACUGGGCCAGCCGGCCCACACUGUUGUAGAGGAAGGGAGGAGGACUGGGCCAGCCAGCCCAUACUGUUGGAGAGGAAGGGAGGAGGACUGGGCCAGCCAGACCACACUGUUGCAGAGGAGGAGAGGAGGACUGGGCCAGACCACACUGUUGUAGAGGAAGGGAGGAGGACUGGGCCAGCCAGAUCACACUGUUGCAGAGGAGGAGAGGAGGACUAGGUCAGACCACACUGUUUUAGAGGACAGGAGGAGGACUGGGUGAGACCACACUGUUGCAGAGGAGGAGAGGAGGACUGGGUCCACUAUUAGGCUCUAAGGCUAUGGAUUGUUCAUGUGACAACAUUAUAUUUUAGUCUGGUCUGAGGAGUUCUUCUCUCACUGCAGACAGGAACCCUAUCCGGAGCAAUAUAUUUAGGAAUCUGGGACAUUGAGGUUUCUGCAUCAUGAUGCAUUUUAACAUGACACUACCACAUUCUAUAACAGCCAUAUUAUCUCCCCCAUUAACAUGACACUACAACAUUCUAUAACAGACAUGUUAUCUCCCCCAUUAACAUUACAUGGAGAAUAUUUAAACAAUGCCACUGAAUGUCUAGAAUUUAAAACAAUAUUCAACCUUCUAAAAGUUUGACCUACUCUUUAAAUAUAUGGCUCUGGUCCUGUUUGUCCAUUAUGAAAGUGGAACUGGCAGCUAAUUUGAGUUACUUUGCAGAUACGAAACAAACAGACAAUCAUAAUAUCAGUCAACAAAUAUCAACUUCCCGGUUCAUGCUACAAAACCAACAUUAGAAGAGGUUUAAAAAAAAAAAGGUACUAUAUUUGACUCAAUGACUCCAUGACGUACACUAAGGCAUUGUUGUCAGAAUAGAUGGAUGCAGUUCAAUGCAUGAUUAAUAUAAUUCACCAAUACAUUUCUUGGUGGUCAUCUGCCUCCACCCAUUCAUCUGCCUCCACCCAUUCAUCUGCCUCCACCCAUUCAUCUGCCUCCACCCAUUCAUCUGCCUCCACCCAUUCGGGAUGCACUGUUUCAGUUUCAAUGACUCGAUAUUUGACAAAAACGGACUAAUGUAGCUAAGGCUAAUGACAAUACAAUCAAACUAGCAAAGGGCAAUGGUCACAAGUGAAUCAUAACAUGGCUAAUAGGUUAGCCUAUCUAUUGAUAGUGCAAGUUAAAAACACAGGGCCUGACAUUAGCUAGCUAUCUGCUGGGAGGAUAUCAUGUCAUUGGAGGAGUGAGUGACCUCUUUACCACCCCCCCCCCCCCCCCCCCCCCCCCCCCCUCCCCAUCCUCGUGUUUCGGUGGCCACAGCUCGAGAGACACAGGUGUCAUUUGGUUAGCUAGCAAGAAAUAAAAAAAAUCGCUUCGCUAGCUAGCUAUGCUGAACUUGAAUGACUGGUAUCCAGUUAGCAUAUCUCUUGCGUUUGUAAAUUCACUCUGGCUAUCUACUCCGAUUUUAGAGCACUCUCGUCUGAGUGAAUUGUCUGAGAGCGCAGAAUAACUGAUGAAUGCCCGCUGAAUAUGACCGGUGUCGGUAAACUUUGGCAAAAAAUGUAAUUAAAUUGUUGCCAGCAGCACAGUUAGUCACCAACGCUCUGGAUAACAUGAAAACAGCCUAACCAGCUCUGCUAUGGAGAGUUAAAUGGUCAGAGAGAGGUGUUCUCUCAGUUGUGUCUGGAAGUAGCUAUCAAACUAGCCAAAAUUAGACAGUUAGCUUGGAUGCUUGACUGCGGUUGUGAGGAACGCUCGGAUCAACCCUCAGCAACAGCGUUCAGUGUUAUUAGUACAGUGUAUGUUUGAAGAGCGAAACGCUCUGAAUUUACGAACCCAGAGCGCACGCUAACACACUGGAGGCAGUUUACGAACCCAGAGCGCACGCUAACACACUGGAGGCAGUUUACGAACCCAGAGCGCACGCUAACACACUGGAGGCAGUUUACGAACCCAGAGCGCACGCUAACACACUGGAGGCAGUUUACGAACCCAGAGCGCACGCUAACACACUGGAGGCAGUUUACGAACCCAGAGCGCACGCUAACACACUGGAGGCAGUUUACGAACCCAGAGCGCACGCUAACACACUGGAGGCAGUUUACGAACCCAGAGUGUCAUAGAUCAAAUGGGUGGGAAGGCAAGUUCCCAUUCAGUUCUCAAAGCGUGGGUUGGAACAAGCAUGCGUCAAUCGGCAGGCAUCCUGCAGAAGUACGAGCAGGCUACUAUUCCCCAUCGUUUAUAGGUGCAAUUCUGACAAGCAACUAGCUGAAAAAUGUUAUCUAAUGUUCCCUCUUUAGACUUGAGCUCAUCUCGCUCUGGCUAGCAUUAGUUGUUGAUCUUGUUGUUGAUGAUGUGUAUAACUGAGGGAGAGAGAGAGCCUAUCUUUUCUUGGAUGUUUUAUCAAUUGGACUGUAAAGUUCCCAAAUGUAAGAGGACUCCUGUGGUAUUUUAUAUAUUUACAUAAAUCCUUUCAGGUGUAUUUUGUGUUUUUUUGCGAAUGAGAUGUAAUGAUCUCAAGUCACACUGUUGCUACUGCCUGUAAAUACACAGUCCAGUUCAAAGUGAAUGAUGGCAGACCCUACUUCCUGUAAACACACAGUCCAGUUCACAGUGAAUGAUGGCAGACCCUACUUCCUGUAAACACACAGUCCAGUUCACAGUUAAUGAUGGCAGGCCCUACUGCCUGUAAACACAUAGUCCAGUUCACAGUGAAUGAUGGCAGGCCCAUAUGGCUUAUUUGCAUAAAAGCCUACUGUAGCUCUGAUUGGCUAUGGCACACCGGUCUGCAUUGACUCUGGUCCUGGAUGAGACAGGUGCUUUUAAUGAGGGUUUUAUUUACUGCAGUGUCUACUAAUUGUCCAAAACGCACGGCUGCUUUCCCACUCUAUGUUGAUAUAGAAUUUUCACAAAUGCCUUACUCUACGUCAUUCCUAAACAUUCUAUGAUUUUAUGAAAACCUGAAAAUGACGAUAUCUAAGUGCUUGUUUGUCAGAAAAUGUAAAAAAAAAAAUAAUAAUAAUAAUAAAUAAAAAAAUAUUCUUCCUGGGGGUGUAUAUGAACAGAUUGUAAUACGAUUUCCUGUUGUUAAAAACACUGUCAGUUCCACUUUAGGCUUACUGUAAAUCCCUAUGACAAUGAUGAUGCUAUGGCUGGAGUUUCUCUUGGCUGGGAUAAUGGCUUGGAUCCAGCAAAAGGCCUAGGGCGCUGAUAACUUCACAAAGCUUUACACUUUUUAUUUUGUAUUCAAGAGUUCAAGAUUGUGCAUUUUC